Molecule: messenger RNA, 1032 nt
Organism: Hydatigera taeniaeformis
Lineage: Eukaryota; Metazoa; Platyhelminthes; Cestoda; Cyclophyllidea; Taeniidae
Source: the annotation of a GenBank genome assembly
AUGCCAAAGACUGCAGUAGCAGCAGCAGCAGCAGCAGCAGGAGUGCACUACUCAUUGUACGAUGCCAAAAGGCCUCUACCCUCCGUGUACAAGAAGCGGGCGGCAAAGGAAUUGGGCGAGAACUCCGAUCAAAUCUCAGCUCACCUGGAAUCGUUUCGACGUUGGCUUGCAUCCAUGCCUCACCUGAAGUGCACCACAGAUGAUGCGUUUUUGUUGGCAUUUUUGCGUCAUUCGAAGUACAACCAUAUGAAAGCACAGCAGCGUCUGGACAAAUUCUGCACCUUUCGCACCUCACCCACUGAAGGCUACCCUCUGUGGUUCGAGGAGCAGGAAAACAAUAGAAAAAUUUGGAGAAAGUUUGUUGACAUGAAGUGCUGGGUGCCACUGGGGUUUACACAUGAAGGCACUGCAGUCGUUUUGAUGAAGAGCGCAAACCUCAAUCUGGAUGCAGUCUCGAUCGCCGAGCUGCAGAGCGCAUCACAUAUAUGGAAUGAUAUGUGUAUAGUUGAUCCCAGAGUGCAGAUUGGCGGUAUAUGCAUGAUCAUGGAUCUGUCGAACAAUAGAAAGGAGGAUAUUAUGCGAAUGUUUGACCCCAAGUUAUCGAAACUUGCAACAAAGUACUUUCAGGAGUGUCUGCCCUUCCGAAUAAAGAAGAUAGUGUACUACAAUGCUCCAAAAGUGUUUGAGACUUUGUUCAAUAUCUACUCCGAGUGGUUAAAUGAGAAAAUCAAAUCACGGACAACGGUGUUGGGCUCCGAUCUUAGCCCCGUUUUCGGUGAGGUUGCGGGUUUGAAAGAGCUGAUGCCCGAGGAAUAUGGCGGUGACAACAAGCUCACCGUUGACGAAAUAUGCGAGAUGACGGCAAAGAUAUUGAAAACACUGCCGGAUGUUGGUGCAACUUUUAGGAUAUCAGUAGACGAGUCGAAGCGCCCGACUGAAUGCAAAACUCAGUUUGGAGUUUACAAAGACCUGUCCUCUGACAUAAUGGGCAAAUCGGGUGUAUUUGUGAAACUGGAUCAGGGUGAGAUUUGA